AUGAUUCCAAAAGAAAAAACAGGUACACCAGGAAGUGGGCAUAGCAUGAGUUCAUCAAGAGCAAGAUUUGGAGCUCUAAGAGCCAUCUGGGUGUUUGGAAAAUUGACUCUUUUCAGAAGAGGCAUUGCCCUCUCAGCAGUAUCGUACCUAGGUUAUGAAGCUUUCAACUUGAUUUCUCACUCUGCUGUGGUUCAUGCUAGUAUCAAAGUUGAGGAAACCAUAGAGCAAGCAGACUACCUCUAUGGGAGUGGAGAAACCAAAAAGCUUUAUCAAUUGCUGAUCCAGCACAAAACCAGUGAGGAUGCGGAGAUACUAUGGAGGCUAGCACGGGCCUCACGUGAUCUAGCCCAACUUAGUAGCACCACUGCAGAGGAGAAAAAGCAACUGGUUUAUGAAGCUCUUGAAUAUGCAAAGAAGGCACUAGAAAAAAAUGAGUCAAGUUUUGCAGUACACAAGUGGUAUGCAAUCUGCAUCAGUGAUGUUGGUGAUUAUGAAGGAAUCAAGACUAAAAUUGCAAAUGCAUAUGUUAUCAAGGAACACUUCCAGAAGGCCAUUGAACUGAAUCCUAAAGAUGCUACCUCAAUUCAUCUUAUGGGCAUUUGGUGUUACUCAUUUGCUGAAAUGCCAUGGUACCAGAGCAAAAUAGCUGCAGUACUGUUUGCAACACCACCAAGCUCCACCUAUGAAGAGGCUCUAAGAUACUUUCACAAGGCUGAAGAAGCUGAUCCAAACUUCUACAGCAAAAAUUUGCUGCUUUUAGGGAAGACAUACAUGAAGUUAAACAACAAAAAGAUGGCUCUUUUGUGGCUAACAAAAGCCAAAGAUUAUCCAGCACAUACAGAGGAGGAUAAACAGGUACAAAAAGAAGCUGUGGAACUACUCAAUUCUAUAUGAGUUAAACUAUUAAGAAGAAAUAUUACUGUGACUGAAGCACAAGCCAAAAUACUCGGCUGUUAUUAAAAUUAAUGUGACCAUUCAACUGUAUUUUUAAUAAAGCUACUGUCAGCUACUUGAUACAAAAGUAGUAUGAUUAUCCCUAGAUUACAGGUGGGGAUGCUGAGGAAAGAGGGAAAGUGACUUGCUCAAGGUCGUCCAGGAACAGAACCCAGCUUCCUUGAGGCCCAGGUCAGUGCUCUAUCCUCUAGGCCAGUAGUGCCCAGGGCUGGGAAAAUUUUGGUUGAGCCACAAAAAAAAAAAAAAAAAAAAGCACAUGGGAAACACUUUGUUGCUGCCCCUUUAAUUUAAAGCACCUGCCAUUCCCCCCUGCCCCUGUCAGGCACUGAGCCAGGAAAACAAAGUGGCACACAGCCCAGCACUACAACCCCCAGGAAGAUGACGGUGACUCCCAAGGGGGUUGUGAUUCACAGGUUGCACAUUGCUGCUCUAGGCACAGCCACAGGUUGGAAAACCCAUUAAAGGAUGUUCUCUGAUAGUAGGACUCUAAUCCAAAGAGGGUUUUAUUCAACUAAUUGUCAUAGGGAAACAUCAAAUAUUACAUAUAAUGAUUGUUUGGGGCCAAGGUGUAGGAGAAUCCUUCACCAGGUGCUGAAGGUUUUAGAGAUGAUAAUGCUAAAUCGAUUAAAGAAAUAUUCUAAUACUAUUCAUAUAUUCAGUCUUCCUGGCUAUUUGUACACAAUUGCUAAGGUCCCUCUUACUUACUGCUGGUAGGACCCUCCCAGGUGAUCAUGGUCCUGCUUCCUAGAGCCUCUUGUCUACUUGUAACUCUUCCUCACCCCACCAAGAAGCAUAGGGAUCUGAGAGGAAAAGAGUGACCAAGAUGCCAACAGGAGUUUGCUGGCACAGAAAGGAAGGUUGAUAUUUUCACAGGAAGGAAAAAAAAGGAUCAGAACGAUUUGCAGAAAGUCACAUUGAUUCUAUUGUUUCCUUUCUCCUCUGCUUGAAAUCUUUUGGCAGCUUUUCUUUUCUCACAGGUCCUCUUCCAAAUUUAAUCUCCUGCCUCCUACACAGUACUGCAUAAUGCAGGACAAUUGAGCUCUAAGCACACUGAAUGGUGCUUUUGCCAAACUGAAGAAGUGAGUUGCACUCACGAAAGCUCAUGAUAUCUAAAUCUAUUCUUUAUAAGUUGCCUUCAAAUAAUACUACCUGAGUGCCUGCUCUUAUACUGGCUAAAGGCUUUCCGGUAAUGGUGUUUUUAAACUGAACUUGUUCUUGGAGGUGGUCAACAUUUGUCUUUACUCCUUUUUUUACUAUGAUAAAUUAUCACAUUUGGUUGGGAGAAGGGAGGCCUUGAUGUCUUAUCAAUCAUCCCUAUUAUGUGUAAUCUUGGUGGAGGCUUAUUCUCUUCUUCAGUGAAGAUUAUUGGCUUAGAGUAAUACCACUGUCAAAGUAAUAAAAAAGGUACAUUUUGUGAUGUGCUGUCUUUGCUUUUUAAUGUCAUCUUCACUUAUAGAUUCUUUGGAUUCAGAAUUUGCAGUAGGUCAGAGUAUUCUUUAGGGUAAAUAAAUAAGGCUCAACUUUACUAUACAGUAGUUAGCUUUUAGACAUCAUUUAGGCAAACCAUAUAUACUUAGUUCUCCAAUAGUUUUUCUCUUCAAUUUAAUUGGAUAAAUCAAUAAUUACAGUGAACUCAACCAUUUAAUUUAAUGUACCAUAUCAUUCAUGAAAGUAGCUCAGUUACUUUGAGCAGCAUGGCAGAGUAAUUAAAGUGGUGAAAAAAUAUUGAUGCAUUUAGGCAUAGUAAAUAAUAUGAUAGAAGAACAUUAAGCCAAUCAGAUCACAGCUUUUAUCAAAGCCAUUUACAAGUUAACAGCUUCCCAGUAAAUUGUGCAUUUUGAAUGACAAAGCAUAACACAAUCCAAUAUAUAGAAAAAUAAAAUUUUGGUAGAAUUGCUAUAUUGAUAACAUACAAGAACAGAUAUAGCAAUAUUUUUCUGCAUUUACGCUUUUAACAGUGCAAUAUGAUAGAUAUGUUACAGAAAUGUUUUAAUCACAUUCUAAAAUCAGUUGUGUGUACAAAAUUAUGUAUAAGUUAAAUUUAAUGGAAUUUACAGUGAAUAUUGAAAGCAUGAUACAAAUGGUACUUUUUAAAAUGUUCUUACUCUAUAAUAAGGAAGCACUGUUUGCUAAAAGUAGCAUUUAAUAUAAUUCACAUCAGUAAGAUUUUAUAAUUUGUUACAUCUUUGCAGUUCAGCAAAUGUCCCCAAUACUGGAAAAAAUAAAUCAUUUUAUGUUACUGUGCAUUUAGGACAAAAAACUUUUGCCUAUGAAAAAGAUUGACAAGAUAUAGGCAUAUUUAUUUCAUUCAGAUACACCUGAAUUUUUACAUGAACUUAAAAGGGAUGAAAAUAUUUAAUAGAAAAUUAUUAGUUUAAUGUGCAAAGCUUAUGUAACUGUUGUUCCAUUUGGGUUCUCUAGAUCCAUAAACAAAACUGAACAUAAAAGCAGCAGAAAUUCACAUUACCUUUCAUGUAUUCUUAAAUCUCAAAUUACAUUAGUUUACAUCAUGAAAUUGUAAAAUACACAGAUUUAAAAAAAACCUGUAAGACACCAGACCAAGAGAGAAUGUGUUAAGAGUUUCUCUUUUAUUCUUUAAAGAUUACCUAACAUCGUCUUGGUAAUAACCCAAGAUAUUAUGUAAACAAAUUUCAAUGCUGCUCAUGAAUUAAAAUGUUCUGUUCAGUUCCUACAAUACGUCAGAAGAGUGGCACCAAUUGCUUUUAAUAUUAAUCACAUUCAUCUUACUGUACAUGACUCUUGUGCAAGUAAUCAAGGUUUUACUCAUGACCUUGGCUACAUCAGUGUAGUAGUGAGGAUAUCAGCUCUUGUAUGUAUUUAAAAAAAAAAAAAAAAAA
Molecule: messenger RNA, 3812 nt
Organism: Pelodiscus sinensis (Chinese soft-shelled turtle)
Lineage: Eukaryota; Metazoa; Chordata; Testudines; Trionychidae
Source: RefSeq, a predicted model, not a curated record